CCUGCGCACUGGAGCACUAGAGACCCCCCCACCUAACCACUCCUUUGUGUUUUGAUGCUCAGCGCUCACACCUGAAGUGACCGGCAGGAAGUGAAGAUCGGAGCUGAGAGCGCACAGCUCUUCCCAUCCUGCUACGUCUGUGUACCGAUAGAUGGGCACAUUUGGAGAACGAGACGGAUAGAAACAUCCGCAGGGAGGGGGGAUGCGCGCAUGACAGCCUUUGGACGUUUCCAUUUGUAUCAGCCGAGCAGGGAAUUGAAUCUUUCCGCUGGGUGCUGCGUUAAAAAAACAAAAAAACACUCGCGACUGGUGAAUUAAACAUUUGCACAUCUCGUCCGUCUCCGGCGAUCGUCACCGCACCAUGCGAGCAGGAGAGACGCGCCCUGUGCCAUGCUGAACAACUCUCCGACUCUCCUGCUGGCUCUGACCGCGGUGGCCGCACUUCUUCCGCGAUGUCAAGGCUGGAGCGACGAGGACCUCCUCCUGCCGCCCAUCAACUCCUCCAACAGGUUCCUGGCGAACCUGGAGGUGGACGUGCGCUUCUCCAAAAGGUCUGUGGAGGAGAGCGACGCCUCGCCCGACGCCUCCUCCAUGCAGAGUCUGUCCCAGUGCAACGUGAGCGUCCAGAGACUCCUGCCCACGUCGCUGGUGGCCCGCUGGGACAGCAGCUUCGGCUUCCAGUGUGAUGUUAUCAUCUACACCACCAACAACCACGGCAGGGCUUUUUUCGCCGCGUCUUUCAACAGGGUGAUCUCGCCCGUUGUCAUCGAGCACCUCGGGGUCACCGGGGGUCAGCAGGAGUUGCGCUUGUGCGUGGGCUGCGGGAUGUCCCGGUACCGGAAGUUCGGUCAGGGUAGGUCAAGGGGCCAGCAGACCGGGGAUCAAGUCACUUUCUGCUGCGUGGAUUUCAGCCUCGACGAGCUGAAGGGGGACAAAAGUUGGAGGCUGAACAGAAAACCCAUCGAGUCGACACUUGUGGCUUGUUUUAUGACUCUGGUUAUCAUUGUGUGGAGUGUUGCUGCUCUCAUAUGGCCAGUGCCGAUCAUUGCAGGAUUUCUGCCUAAUGGGAUGGAGCAGAGGAGACCCAGAUAACUGAAAUAUCCUUCAUUAUAUUUAUAGCCUGUGCUGCCUAUACUAUAAUUGUAGCCAUCGAACUGUAUGAAUGAAUGAUUGCGGAGGAACUUUUUGAUCAAAUGCUUUAAUCUAGGGUGUUCUUAGACCUCCUUUUCCUCCUGUUUAGGACAACCGAGGUAAAGUAUAAAGGGUUAUUAUAUACUAGCCAAUAUUAAUCUAUACUGGGACCAACACCAAUGUGUUUUGUAUACCCUUGUAGGCCUUCCUAUGUCUGCGUAAACUGUGCAAAACUUUUCUCUUUAAACAGUGUUUGUAUAGUUUUUAAUCUUUCUAGAAAGUUUUUGCCUUAUUCUAUGUGUAGGACUUUUGCACUGAAAACUGAACUUCAAAGCGUGCCGUCUCAUACACUAUAUAACCAACAGUCAUGCGCAUUCAGAAGUCAAUGUGAUAGUUUUUUGCCCCCAGAUUAAGAUCCUUUAAAAACAUAGUUGUUGUUUAUGAUUGGCAUAGAGAGGGAUUGAGUACUUAUAUUGUUAGAUUUCUUAUGUCAAGUUGAAUAAAAGUGGUUAUUUGUAUUCAUGUUCUAAAGAUUUAAGUAAAAAUAAAACAUAUAUAGGCCAUACCAGAUUUUCUCUGACCUGUUCUCUGCAGUCACAUUUACUUCACACACACACAAGCACUCACGUUAAAUGUGAAUGGAUCAUGAUUUUACCUCUGGAUCUGGAUCCUGUAUGUUUAUGCUCACUUUUGCUUAAAAUGCAGGAACGUGUGUGAUUGAACUUAGAUUUUGUAUGGGGUGAUUUUAAGAUCAAACUUUUAGGAAGCCACAGUCACAAUGUCAUGCAUCCAGAGCCUUGUAAAUGAUAUUACUAGAAUAUGCUGUUUGCUCAUGUAGUCAACCCUUUUCGCCUUUGCAAACUUCAAUUCAGUUGUUUACACACGUUACCUUCAAAAGCACUAAUUCGAAGGAUUACCUAUGCUAGUGUCUAAGAAGAAUUCAGAAUGAAUAAUCACAGAAUUCAAUAUAAUGCAAUCAUUUUAGGGUGGAACCUUUAUUUAUCAAACCUGAGGCGAAAUUUAAGUCAUUUUGACAAUUUGUUGCAAAGCAGAUAAGAGGAGAAACAUGCAACACAUCGUUUCAGUCUCUUAAUCACAACAACAGUCGCCUAAAGGUGCUUUAUGUUGUCAGGUAGACCCUACAAUAAUAUAUACA
This is a messenger RNA of Haplochromis burtoni (Burton's mouthbrooder), 2287 nucleotides long. Its product is annotated as transmembrane protein 158. Lineage: Eukaryota; Metazoa; Chordata; Actinopteri; Cichliformes; Cichlidae. The record is from RefSeq and is a predicted model, not a curated record. The coding region runs from base 391 to 1092 and encodes 233 amino acids. The transcript has a single exon.